This is a messenger RNA of Phodopus roborovskii (desert hamster), 1651 nucleotides long. RefSeq names its product actin alpha 2, smooth muscle (gene Acta2). The record is from RefSeq and is a predicted model, not a curated record. Bases 16 to 1509 code for a protein of 497 amino acids. The transcript has 9 exons. NCBI's taxonomy places the organism in Eukaryota, Metazoa, Chordata, Mammalia, Rodentia, Cricetidae.
GCUUGCAUCUGCCCCAUGACACUAAGCCCAGUGUCUGGGCAUUUCAGCAGUUGUUCUGAGGGUUCAGGGUGCUUAUCCCCCAUCAGCAGCUGCACUGCCUCCUGCCUCAGGAGCAGAUCAGAGGAAUGCUGUGGAAGAGACCCAGGCCUCUGGCCACCCAGAUUAGAGAGUUUUGUGCUGAGGUCCCUAUAUGGUUGUGUUAGAGUGAACGGCCAGCUCCAGCCUGUCUCUGCUCCUUGUUUGGGAAGCAAGUGGGAGGGAAUCAGACUAAGGGGCUAUAUAACCCUUCAGUAUUCAGCUUCCCUGGACACCACCCACCCAGAGUGGAGAAGCCCAGCCCGCCACCGUCAGGAACCCUGUGAAGCUGCUCUAGCUAUGUGUGAAGAAGAGGACAGCACUGCCCUGGUGUGUGACAAUGGCUCUGGGCUCUGUAAAGCUGGCUUUGCUGGUGAUGAUGCUCCCAGGGCUGUUUUCCCAUCCAUUGUGGGACGUCCCAGACAUCAGGGAGUAAUGGUGGGGAUGGGACAAAAAGACAGCUACGUGGGCGAUGAAGCACAGAGCAAAAGAGGGAUCCUGACCCUGAAGUACCCGAUAGAGCACGGAAUCAUCACCAACUGGGAUGACAUGGAAAAGAUCUGGCACCACUCCUUCUAUAAUGAGCUUCGUGUGGCCCCUGAAGAGCACCCCACCCUGCUGACGGAGGCACCACUGAACCCCAAGGCCAACCGGGAGAAAAUGACCCAGAUUAUGUUUGAGACCUUCAACGUACCUGCCAUGUAUGUGGCCAUUCAGGCUGUGCUGUCCCUGUAUGCCUCUGGACGCACAACUGGUAUUGUGCUGGACUCUGGAGAUGGUGUUACUCACAACGUUCCCAUCUAUGAGGGGUAUGCCCUGCCCCAUGCCAUCAUGCGUCUGGACUUGGCUGGCCGAGAUCUCACCGACUACCUCAUGAAGAUCCUGACUGAACGUGGCUAUUCCUUCGUGACUACUGCUGAGCGCGAGAUUGUUCGUGACAUCAAGGAGAAGCUGUGCUAUGUAGCUCUGGACUUUGAAAAUGAGAUGGCCACUGCUGCCUCCUCAUCUUCCCUGGAGAAGAGCUAUGAGCUGCCUGAUGGGCAGGUGAUCACCAUUGGGAAUGAACGCUUCCGCUGCCCCGAGACCCUCUUCCAGCCAUCUUUCAUUGGGAUGGAGUCAGCUGGUAUCCAUGAAACCACCUAUAACAGCAUCAUGAAGUGUGAUAUCGACAUCAGGAAGGACCUCUACGCUAACAACGUCCUCUCUGGGGGCACCACCAUGUACCCAGGCAUUGCUGACCGGAUGCAGAAGGAGAUCACAGCUCUGGCACCCAGCACUAUGAAGAUCAAGAUCAUUGCGCCCCCAGAGCGCAAGUACUCUGUGUGGAUUGGAGGAUCCAUCCUGGCGUCCCUAUCUACCUUCCAGCAGAUGUGGAUCAGCAAACAGGAAUACGAUGAAGCUGGUCCCUCCAUCGUCCACCGCAAAUGUUUCUAAGCCCCCUCCCUGCACAUGGCCGGGAAUAUCCUGUGGUUCAGUGCCUUCAAUUCCUUUCUAAAUCAUUCCUAUCCAAAGCUUUGACUUGCUACUCGUAUUUUUUUUUUUUUUUUUUUAAAUAAAUCAGACCUGUGCUACCCUU